Messenger RNA from Plasmodium vivax (malaria parasite P. vivax), 1091 nucleotides. RefSeq lists its product as hypothetical. The record is from RefSeq and is a predicted model, not a curated record. The transcript has 6 exons. Lineage: Eukaryota; Apicomplexa; Aconoidasida; Haemosporida; Plasmodiidae. The coding region runs from base 645 to 1091 and encodes 148 amino acids.
ACCGAUCGGAGGUAAAACCUUGUGGAAGCUUCUUCAUUUUUUUAAAUGAAAUUCGUUCUUUUAAAAAAAUGUUGCAAUUGUUGUAUUGGGAGUAAUUCUUUUUUUUUUUUCUCCCCCUUUUUAUGCUGCUUGUGCAUGUUGCUAUAAACGUGCAUAUGAUAAGAUCAAGCCAUCUCCAAAGCGAACGCAAAUGCGCAAAGGAGGAAGGGGGAUGUCUCUUUUAAUGCGCAGAUCGGAAUACCAGCGAUAUGUCGUUUUGCUCAGAUAAAUCGCUGCAUUUUGACCGCUUCAAAAAUUCGUUCUUUCUCGCCACGCACAUGAGUAUGCAUGCACGUAUGUACGAUCGCGUUUGUGCUUAUGAAUGUCCCCGCGCAGGUGAUUGCUUGCCUGCGUGUGCACACGUUUCAAGUGAAUUUUUGCGCGCAGCAAAGAGAUAGGAAAGGUUGUCCACCCGCGUGCGAAUAUGCUUAUAUAUACAUACAUACGUACGUACAUACGUGCAUACAUUUUUACCUGCAUAUAUAUCUGCUCGCGCGUCCUAAUCGGCACCACGACCACGCCCGUGGCAGUUGCCCCGCCCGGAAAACACAAACGCAGUCUCCGUUACCAAUCGCGACACACCGAAGGCGCUCCGCUUCUUCAAAAUGGCAAGGAAAGACCACAUUUGGAUUUUGUGUAAAUUCUACUGCGGGAACAAAAGGGGAGUGGUCAGCAAAAAGAAAGAGGAGGAAGUUUUCAAAAUUCUCGAAAGUUCACACAUAGCGCUCCCCGUUUUGAUUAAGGAAGAAUUCGAGAGGAAAGCAACAAUGUUGUAUGGGAAGAUAUACAAGAGCUUAAUUUUUUCUCGCUUCUUCGUCAACUUCGCAAAUUUGAGACUUCGGCUUUUUAUCAUCCGAACUAGUAAUAAAUUCAGACAAGAAAUUUCCCUCUUGACGCAGUUUGUAACCCUGUGUGAUGAUUCCCUGGACGUUCAAAUUCUAUACAUUGGAGUAACGCUGCUCAAAUGCAAGCGAUUUUUGAAGAACCUGUUCAUUCAGUUAAAACUGGAGGAGAACAUUCCCCUUAUUAUGAAGGAACUGGAGCAUUUAUAG